AUGACAUCAAAAAUUUUAUUAAUAAAGCUAUUGAAAUGUCAUAUAAAGUUAAGAAUUAAAUUUUACAUUUUAUUUAGAGGGGUGAGUCCUAAUAAUUUUAAUGCAUUACCAAUCACUAUUCUAGUAGAUUUUAAAAUCAUUAAACGUGCUUUGGCAAUAUUUAAUUCAGCAUCUUUUACUCUUAAUGUUGGUAUUAAAUUAUUAACUGAUUUACAAAUAUCUUGUAAAUAA
Messenger RNA from Hepatospora eriocheir, 231 nucleotides. Lineage: Eukaryota; Fungi; Microsporidia; Hepatosporidae. The record is from the annotation of a GenBank genome assembly.